AAGAAGCAUAUUUGAUUGAGAAAUGGAAGCACGAACAUUUUAUGGAUGUAAGGAAAAUGAUCAAGCUGUCAGGCACAUUCCUUCAGACAGUGAGGACAGUGAGCUUGAGGAGAGUGACAGUGAGGAAGAGUGGACUCCAGAAUCAGAUGGCCUGCCUGAUGACAAUGAGUCUGUGGAUGAAGAGGAAAAUGAAGAUGAUGAGGUCUCACAGGAAGAUGUUCCACGCUCACCCCGUUGGAGAACACCCCGCAAUGCCAACAUCACUGAUUACCCAGAAUGGCAGGCCAACCUUCCAAAAUCAGACAGUAUCAAGUCCCCCUACGAAUACUUCAAGAUGUUUUUUUCUGAAGACAUUCUGGAAAUAGUUGUAGAGCAGUCAAAUUUAUAUGCCAUUCAGCGUGACACCAACAAGCCCCUUAACCUCACUACGAAAGAACUGGAGCAGUUCAUGGGUACAGCAGUGUACAUGUCAUUGUUUGGAUUACCAGGCACCCGCAUGUUUUGGAACAAAGCCACCCAAGUGUCCCAGGUAGCUGACACCAUGACACUAAACAGAUGGGAGUUCAUCAAAAAAUCCCUGCACUUCAACAACAAUGAAGUGAGACAAGAAGAAAAUGUUGAUCCACUCCACAAAAUCCGAUUACUGGUCACUGGGUCCUGA
This is a messenger RNA of Melanotaenia boesemani (Boeseman's rainbowfish), 661 nucleotides long. Its product is annotated as piggyBac transposable element-derived protein 2-like. The coding region runs from base 23 to 661 and encodes 212 amino acids. The transcript has 4 exons. Lineage: Eukaryota; Metazoa; Chordata; Actinopteri; Atheriniformes; Melanotaeniidae. The record is from RefSeq and is a predicted model, not a curated record.